Molecule: messenger RNA, 477 nt
Organism: Oppiella nova
Lineage: Eukaryota; Metazoa; Arthropoda; Arachnida; Sarcoptiformes; Oppiidae
Source: the annotation of a GenBank genome assembly
AUGAAUUGUGAGUCAACUGUGAAGGCCAGACCUGCGGGAUGUUGUGGUGGAUAUGCCCUCAACUCCCCGUACAAUAUGAGUGAAUUACCGGCGCACCUAUAUAUGCCUGUGCAGCUCAGAAAGAGUGAGUGGAAAAAAUGUAAACAUUGGCUCCACUACUGGCACCUCUUCAGCCACCACUUCAUCCACACUUACCAUUCCUCCACAGAUGUGCACUUCACUGAUUGUGUAGACAAUCAAUGCCAACACCACCGCCAACACAACCGCAACCAUAAAGCCAUAGGUGACCACUUGUCACCACCAUAUGAUCAUACGGUCCAGCUGUUUGUCACGAUCACCAAAGAGUUGUUUAUGUUUAUCCCUAAAUAUAGUCUAAUCGACGAUAACUUCAGUUACGAAAUUUAUGUCAUCAAAGAAUUCCUAAGACAUUGUUUCCUAACUUAUUUGGUGCCAAACAAUCCAAAAGCUUUUACAUAA